Hypanus sabinus (Atlantic stingray) is the source of this 2636-nucleotide messenger RNA. RefSeq names its product pleckstrin homology domain-containing family O member 2-like. The record is from RefSeq and is a predicted model, not a curated record. The transcript is spliced from 6 exons. NCBI's taxonomy places the organism in Eukaryota, Metazoa, Chordata, Chondrichthyes, Myliobatiformes, Dasyatidae. The coding region runs from base 282 to 1700 and encodes 472 amino acids.
CUCUUUUCCCCUCUGCCUCCCUCCCUCCUUCCCUUACCCUCUGCUUCUCUCUCUCUUUCCGUUAUACUCUGCUUCUCUCUCUCUCUCUUUCCGUUAUACUCUGCCGGCCUCCCCCAGCCGUAACUCACCUCUCCUCCCUCACCCCCUCCCCCUCCCCCCGCGAUCGGCCUGUUGCCGGAAGCAGGCGCGGUGAGUCAGAGAGAGGAAGCGCCGAGCCCGGGCCGCCCCUCACAGGAUGCUCGGAGCUCGGACCGUCCCUGCCCAGAGACUGAGCCGCCGGCAUGGGAGAGGAGGGUGGCAGUCCGGGCCAGGCUGGUUGGGUCCGCAAGCAGUGCAGCCGUGGGCUCCUCGGGGGUGCCUGGAAGGAGCGCUACAUCCGACUAGACAAAGGCCGCCUCCUCAUCUACGAGCAGCAGGGUGAUGCUCAGUGCGAAGAGACAGUGGACCUUGGGAAGUACCAGUGCUGCCAGGAGCUACGAGGAUUACUAAAGAAGAGAAAACAGUUUAGACUGGUUCUUGUGCGUUGCUCUGGAGCGAAGGUUCCUGAACCAAAGUUUCAAGUUCCAAAUGCUGAAGAGAAGGAUCUGUGGCUGAAUGCCUUAAAUGAAGCAAUCAAAGAAGCCAACAAUGAACAGUUUGAUAAGGUUACAGUGGAUGAAAAAAAUUCUCUGGAUCACCUGACGCGCGACAGAGUAAAAAUAAACCACAGCCGAAGACCACCCACCAGACAGCACCGGAGAGAGGUUGCCUCGGCUGUGUCUGACGGAAUGCAGCGAUUGGAACUUGGCGUUCACAGUCUUACCACUGAAGGUACAAGUGAAGAGCAAUCAAAGGCAAAAGUUAGAGACAACAGCAACAAGAAUAUGCCUGUCCUCAUGCCGAAGAUCAAACCCAGUAAAGUAAAAGUGGAUGAUGGGUCAGAACUUGUGGUUAGUCACAGUGAGGAGCCAGUGGCAAAUGAAGGGGAUGAGCCUGCAGUCGAGAGAGAGGAGGAAGGGCCAACUCCUGAGGAGGGGAAGGAGCCUGCAGCGGAGGAGGGGGUGGAACUACCAACCAAGGAGGUGGAACCACCAACCAAGGAGGUGGAGGAGUCAGCAAUCAAGGAAGGAGAGGAGUCAGCGGCCAAGGAGUUCAAAGGAAAUGCUUUAUCACACACUGUAGAAACUGUUUCACAUAGGCUAGAAGAUGAGCCUAAUCUCCAAGUAAAUGUAUCCAGGAACGGUGAAGUGAAGAAGCUGUCCUGUGAAACAAACAGUAUUAGUUCACAUGCUAAAUCAAAUCUAUCCAGAGCCAAAUGUUCUUCCUUGGGAGAUAUCUUAGCGGAUUCCAAGCCAAAAGUAAUGAAAAAAGUAUUUAAAGCCCCUUAUGCAGGCCUAAAGAAAGAGAAAGUGGAACAAAUGGAAGGAGAAAUAGCACUGGAGCUAAAGGUAACAGAAGAACUUCUGCAACAAGUUUGUAGUCCAGGUGAUGACACAGAAGGAGUGCAUCGUCCUCAGAGCGAUAUUACACGUGACAGCCAGUCAAACCGGAAUGCUGCACGGUUACUAAGCGAAGCUGUGGCAAAGUGGUCGGAGGCUGACAAAGUCUUACAGGAACUUAAAGAUUUAAAGGAAUUGUGCACAAGAUCUGACACACUCACCCUGGAGGAGAAAGAAAGACGUAAGAAUCUGUUGACUGUCCAUAGAAGGAGUGUGCCGUAGGUUGAUUGUGUAAUAUACAAGAAUGUCAGCACAAACUUGGUGGGUAGACAAGAUGCAAUGCACCAAUCCUAAACCAGGUUUCGUAUGUGUUAAAUUUGUUUGUAGAAAUUGGGCAGGAAGUGGGAGGUUAUGGGCAAAUGAUUUUUUUGUAAAAGAAUCGUUUGUAUGGUGUGGAGCUGAGAUUCUGUGAUCGUGCACUGAUGAUCCCAAUAUGAUUAUGCUAAUCACCAGCUUGAUGGCUAUGGAGAUUCAAACAUUUUGCACAUGCUCAGUUUUUGCCUUUUAGCUAACAAGAGCUUCCACAGAUUUUUCUGCCCUUACUUUGCUUUGACCUUGUUGUUUCAACUCUCUGGCUUUCCUGCUGCAUUGCUCCUUCCUGAUUUUGAGCAAAUGCAGGGGACAUAGAAUUCCUACUGCAUGCAGCAUGUCCUUUCUUAAAUUGUCCAAUGGUAUGAUGAAGGUUGUUGCAAUAGUUUUCCUUCUGACAGUGUUGUCAGUGUAAUGGGAAGAACGUUGCUUGAACGUGAAUGUAGGAGAUUUGCUUGUGAUAGACACGGGCUACCACAUCUACUCCUGACCAGGGUUAGGCAAUUCAGUUCAAGGUUCUGUAAUCAUUGAAACAUGAAUGUAUGAUUGAUGAUUUGUAUUUUCCAGUCAGUAUUUGAAUUACCGCAAGUAUUAUUGUCUUUAGAUUAACUGCAUUGGUCAAACAAUAUUUGUAUUUCUGUGAAUUCCAAUUAUUUUUACUGCCAGUAUUAAUAUUUAUGCAAAAAACCCAAGAUGACUGUCUUAGUCUAUACCCAGUGAAAUGUUUUUUUAUAUUAUCCUAUCAAUUAACACUGGCUUAUUGCUUUAUUUAUACUUUAACCAUGUUUAUACUUUUCUGUAAUAAGGAAGUCAUGCCAUGAAACUUCAAAAUAAAAUGGCAUUCUGACA